CCCACCCCAUCCCCGUAGGCCAAAGCAGGAAGGAGGUGGGGCAUCCCCAGCAGUGGCCUGGAGGUAUCAGUUCUGGGAGCUUUCCUAAAGCAAGGCUGGUGAGAGGAAUGGACCCCUGGCACCACGACCCCAGAGACCCCCUGGAGAAGAUAAGUCCUUGAAUCUUCUUCCUCCUCUUCCCAAGCCUGUGCUAUGCUUCAGGGCGGAGACUCUGCUACCUCUGUUUCCAAGUGGAAGGAGGGGAGGAGGACUCCUGGUAUGACUUGGGGGUCUUUCAAAAUAAGGUCUAUCCCCAGGCUCCCUGCCACGCAGAAGCCUGCUUCCUCUCUUGGUUCCGUGACCAGAAUCUGCACCCUGAAGAGCAUUACCGUGUCACCUGGUUCUUAUCCUGGAGCCCCUGCCCGACCUGUGCAGAGGAUGUGGUUGAGUUCCUGGAGGAAUACAGGAACGUCACGCUGAGCAUCUAUACCGCCCGCCUCUACUACUUCUGCGACCCAGAUUUCCAGGAAGGGCCACAAGCAGGGGUCCAUCUGGACAUCAUGUCCUUUGAAGAUUAUGAAUACUGUUGGGAAACCUUUGUGGACCACAAGGGGAUGCGCUACCAGCGUUGAGAUCUAUUAAGAGAUAAUGAUUUGCUGGCCGCAGAGCUCGAGAAUAUUCUUGGUCCCUCAGGCUUCCCGCUUCCCUCCUGCACAUCCCUCAAGACUUCCCUCUGUCCCCUCCUGGCCCUCAUCGCCCAGACUCAGACAGGUGCAGGGAUGAAGGCUCUGCUGAGGCUCUUGGACCAGAAGCUCCCGGCCACACCCGCCCCUGUUGUGUGCAAGUGCGUGCAGGGGUUCCCCCAGCUGGUCCAGGGGAGCCUGGGCCAGGCCCUGCCCCUGCUGGCUGCCGAGGGGCUGGACGAGGGCACCUUCACCGACAACUUCCACAAUGAAAUCUGGGCGUCCAGGACCUAUCUGUGCUAUGAGGUCGAGCAUCCCGGUCAGGGAUCCGGGAUUCCUCCGGGCCAGGACAAGGGUGUCCUACGCAAUAAGAGUGACCCGGACCCCAUGCUCUCGCGCCAUGCGGAGUCCUUCCUGCUGGAGCGGAUCCAGUCCUGGAAACUGAACCCGGAACACCAGUACAGGGUCACCUGCUUUCUCUCCUGGAGCCCCUGUGCUGAUUGUGCCCAGCGUAUGGCUGAGUUUCUGGGGGACAAUAGGCACGUGAGCCUGAACCUCUAUGCCUCCCGCAUCUACAGCCUGGGACAGUAUGAGCAGGGGCUGCGCACCCUGAAGAGGGCUGGGGCCAGCAUCGCCAUCAUGACCGCCAGGGAGUUUGAACACUGCUGGGACACCUUCGUGCUCCACGAGGGAAGAAGCUUCCAGCCCUGGGAGGGUCUGGACAAGGAGAGUCAGAAAUUCUCUGAGACCCUGCAGAGCAUUCUCCAGAAGGCCAGAGGAAAUCCCCAGGAACUGGAGGCCGACAAGUCGGUCCACUUGGACAGACGUCCGUGUGAGAUGCUGUUUGGAGCCCCUCUCCGCCUGGAGGCUGAGAGAGGCCCCUGGGGACCCCCACCCCGCCCCCAGCCCUGCUGCAUCUGGGGCUCCUGGUCCUGUUGCCUGGUGGGACUCCACCCGGGGGCAGCUCUGUCUCAGAGAAAGAGAGAUAUUGGGUCUGAGCCCAAGGAAGUGCAGCCACUGGAGGGCCCUCCCACCCUACCCCACCCCAUCCCCGUAGGCCAAAGCAGGAAGGAGGUGGGGCAUCCCCAGCAGUGGCCUGGAGGUAUCAGUUCUGGGAGCUUUCCUAAAGCAAGGCUGGUGAGAGGAAUGGACCCCUGGCACCACGACCCCAGAGACCCCCUGGAGAAGAUAAGUCCUGGAACCUUCUUCUUCCACUUCCCAAGCCUGUGCUAUGCUUCAGGGCGGAGACUCUGCUACCUCUGUUUCCAAGUGGAAGUAGAGGGGGAGGAGGACUCCUGGUAUGACUUGGGGGUCUUUCAAAACAAGGUCUAUCCCCAGGCUCCCUGCCACGCAGAAGCCUGCUUCCUCUCUUGGUUCCGUGACCAGAAUCUGCACCCUGAAGAGCAUUACCGUGUCACCUGGUUCUUAUCCUGGAGCCCCUGCCCGACCUGUGCAGAGGAUGUGGUUGAGUUCCUGGAGGAAUACAGGAACGUCACGCUGAGCAUCUAUACCGCCCGCCUCUACUACUUCUGGCACCCAGAUUUCCAGGACGGGCUCCACAAGCUGUGGUGUGCAGGGGUUCAUCUGGACAUCAUGUCCUUUGAAGAUUAUGAAUACUGUUGGGAAACCUUUGUGGACCACAAGGGGAUGCCCUUCCAGCGUUGGGAUCUAUUAAGAGAUAAUGAUUUGCUGGCCGAAGAGCUCGAGAAUAUUCUUGGAAACAAGGCCAGUGAGAAGAAUGGAGCCCUAGUGCCCCAGACAAAGGGCAGGGCUGGGAUAAGCCCGCUCAGGAGAGGCAGCGGCAGAGGCACCCCCAAGGUCAGAAGCACAAUGAAACUACAACGAGAAAUAUUCUACCAUCAGUUCGGCAACCAGCCCCGGGCCCCAAAGCCCUUCCACCGUAGGAAGACCUAUCUGUGCUACCAGCUGAAGCCACAUGAGGGCCCCAUAAAGCCCCCAGUCUGCCUCCAAAACAAGAAAAAGCGCCAUGCAGAAAUCCGCUUUAUUGACAAUAUCAGGGCACUGCUGCGGCUGGACCGGUCCCAGAGAUUUGAAAUCACCUGCUACCUGACGUGGAGCCCCUGCCCCACCUGUGCGGCGGAACUGGCUGUGUUUGUCCAAGACCAUCCCCACAUCCGCCUGCGGCUCUUUGCCUCCCGCCUGUAUUUCCACUGGCGCUGGAAGCAUCAGGAGGGGCUGAAGCUUCUGCAUAAAUCUGGGAUCCCAGUGGCCGUCAUGAGACUCCGGGAGUUUGAGGACUGUUGGAGCAAUUUUGUGGACAGCCAGGGCGAGCCUUUCCAGCCCUGGAACAAGCUGGCACAGUACAGUGAAAGCAUAACUCGUCGGCUUCAGAGGAUCCUUGAGCACCCCCGGAAUAAUUUAGAGAAUAACUUCAGAAAUUUGCACAUUUGAGAACCAUCAAUCCCCUACCACAUUCCUGGAGCAACUCAGUGCUUCACAAACUGCUGAUUUUAGCAGCAACUUGUGAGUUCCACGGGCACACCUGAGCCUCCCCCGAGUCCGGAAAACCUUCCUUUCCUCCUUCGUUCUUUUGUUUGUUUGUUUCUUUUUUUUUUUUUUUUUUAAUAAGUGGGUAUGUAUUUUUAUAACUGAAAAAAUAAACAUAAUUUUUAAGUCCAUAAAAGUUGGGUUCCUUUCUAAAAGGGAAAUAAGGACUGGUCCCCAUAAAAAAAAUGAAUACAAAGGCCUUUUUAUCCUACUGCACCAAGAAAAAAAAAAUGUGUUUGAGAAUUCCCUCUGGAAUCUAGAACAGUUGGGUCAUGUUGUCAUCCCAAUAUUCUCUGUUCCUUCUCAGUAUCUACUGUGUGUCUAAAUAAAUAAGAUGAAACUGUUGAGGGCAUGCAGUUGCUCACUGAACUGAAUAAAACCAGUUGGAACAGUGUUAUUUGGUGUUCUCCAUUGAAGCAAUAAAGCCCCAACACCAGCUGAUUAAAACAAGAAAAAAGGGGGC
Messenger RNA from Neogale vison (American mink), 3633 nucleotides. RefSeq lists its product as uncharacterized. Gene Ontology annotation, molecular function: cytidine deaminase activity; RNA binding; zinc ion binding. The record is from RefSeq and is a predicted model, not a curated record. Gene Ontology annotation, biological process: negative regulation of single stranded viral RNA replication via double stranded DNA intermediate; DNA cytosine deamination; cytidine to uridine editing. Lineage: Eukaryota; Metazoa; Chordata; Mammalia; Carnivora; Mustelidae. Gene Ontology annotation, cellular component: P-body; cytoplasm; nucleus.